GUUAUAAUUAAUACUUAUAUACUUUUUAUCACGGCUCCUCGCUUCGGCGCUUGCUGAGGGUUAUUCAGUCCAUGAAUAGUCUUCCGUUCCCGGGAACCAAAAUCAGAUUCCAAGGUACCGUCUUUCCAAAACAGCCGCUCUCGACGCCUUUAGGUGGGGGAGUGACUGUGGGAUGGUCUCUACAUAUCAUUUUGAAAAGCAUUGUUCUCUGAAGAAGACGAGCUGAGGGAUUUGGUUGGCUGAUGGCUUUUGCCAAUGAUGAGGGAAUACACCGACCGAUGCCCGGUCGGCAAGAAGAUUCUUCAGAUCGGACCCUUGAGGUCUCGUCUUAAGGAUCAUCUUGUAUGGAGUGUGUGAAACAGUCCGACGUGACGAUUCAUACUUUUGGUUAUUGUGUAGAGCAGCUCAACUUGUUCAGUGUGAACGUGCGGUCACCUAAGAGGGGCACGAGCUAGACAAGAAAACGGAGCGAAGAUCGCAUGCUGGUAUCACCCCAAGGCGUUUGGUGAAGAACAAGAUCCGACGACAAGAGUGUCUUGAUUUGACACGGCGAACAGAGAGUCAAUGCAUCGACUUCGCAUUCGACAUAAACUUAAUUUACUAAAGUGGCGUUUCGUAGACUUACUUUCAGUCCGAUGUAUUUAAUAAGAUUAGUCAGCAGAAUUCGAAAGCUUGGGCGAUCAUAUUGAGCUUAUAUCUACAACAUUCCCACGACAACUGAGAGGAUCGAACAGCUGGUCUACGCAUUAGCAGCAAGGUCUCUGAAAUUCGGACGUCGCGAAACCUCAUGGCGCAACAAAAUCCCACUCAAAUGAUUCUCCUGACACAACAGCAACUCUACGGCGCAAAACCUUGCGAAACUCCCAACAGCAGGCGAGGUAUGCUUAUUUCACCAUGGCAGCUUCUCUUGAGCUCGACAACGGGGAGCACAUUACAUAUGAGUCGGCCCGCAAGAAAGAUGCCAACAUGAUCAAUGAAGCCACAUACCCUGGAGCAAGGAGGCAGCUCUUUCAGAAGCUCCGGGAUCAGCGUGUAGCGAUCCAGGACAUUGUUCGGCAUCACCUGAGGCUGCGCGAUGAAGACUCUUGUAUUGUCGAAGAUCAAUGGAUUCGUGGGAGCUUUAAUGUGUGUAUACCUGUGGAAGUAAGGUCGGCUGGCUUUAAUCAGAGCCUGAUCUUUCGCUGUCCUAUGCCACACAAGCUUGCCGAAGCCAAAUACCCUGCCACCGUUGACGAAAAGCUAAGCUCCGAGGUGGGAACCUACGUAUGGAUGCAAGAGCAUUGCCCUGACAUCCCUAUUCCACGAUUAUACGGCUUUGGCUUCUCCGACAAUCGACACUUUAUACACGAACAACAAAUGCCUUUUUAUGUCCGCUUUUGGCGUAAGCUUCAACGUUAUUUCCGCAACUAUUUUCGAUACCCAACGUUAUCUCAAUAUGUUUCCAGACCGACCUGCCCGCGUCUGCCCACUGCAUAUAUGCUUCUUGAGCGUAUCGGCCCUAACACGGGCGAAAUACUUAGUGAUGCAUGGAAUGAAUAUCGAAAGGAACCAGUCCGGAGGCAGAACCUCUUCCGAGAUAUGGCACGCUUGAUGUUGUCUUUAGCUCGCAUUCCCCAGCCUCGAAUAGGCUCCUUCGAGUUUCACAACAACGGUACUAUCACAUUAACAAACCGACCACUGUCCUGUUCUGUCAUCAUAUUAGAAAAUAAUGGUGCUCCAAGAACGAUACCGAGAAAUGAAACAUACACUUCCACCGAGCCUUUUGUUGCAGAUAUGCUUACAUUCCAGGACGACUUCUUUCUCGCCAAUCCAAACGCUGUUUCAAGUAUGGGAGACUGUCUCAGCCAGAUGGCUGUUAAAGCAAUGCUUCGGGCACUCUCGAAUCAUUAUAUACAGCGGGAAAGCCGUAAUGGGCCAUUCCAUCUUCAGCUUACCGAUUUUCAUGCGAGCAACAUCUUCGUUGACAAAGACUGGAACAUUACAUCUCUCAUAGACCAUGAGUGGGUUUGUGCGCUACCUGCUGGGAUGCUUUCCGUGCCGUAUUGGCUUACUGGGUGCGCUAUCGAUGACAUAAGGGAGGAGAACCUCGGUGAGUUUGAAACCGUUCAUCAAGAGUUUUUGGAUAUAUUUGAAGAGGAGGAAGUCAAGAUGGCGCCGACGAAUCCGCCUGCAAUGACGCGAAUCAUGCACGACAGCUGGAAAUCUGGAGCAGUAUGGUUCUGGCAUUGUAUUACGUCCGUGAAUGCCGCGUGGUCUCUAUUCGACGAUCAUAUCAGUCCUAGAUUUCUUGCGCUCUCUACAGAUUCCGAAGAAGUACUUUCACAGUAUUGGUGUGAGGGUUCUAUGGUAGUUGCCAGGAGAAAGGUCGCCGAGCGGGAAGAAUAUGUACAACAGUUACAAGUUCUCUUUGACGAAAAGGCAGGCCUCUCUACAGAUGGAGACAUUCAUAGCUAAGUCUAUACUUCGGUAGAAAUGCCGGCUCAAACAGAUGUUGUUGGCCAUUCAAACCUAUGCCUUCUCCUUCCCAUUCUCUCUUUCUCUGUCCUGCGGUUAUUUUAACUCCUGCUCCUGCGCUGCAUUUUGUUUCUCCUCUCUCGCCCUCUGCUUUCCUCUCUAAGUAUCUUCAAACUUAAGGCCAUGUUCUUUCUGUAUAAAACCUCCCCGAAUUUUAAGGAGGCCCGAAUGGUCGCGAUAAAGUUGGGCCGGGG
Pseudogymnoascus verrucosus is the source of this 2708-nucleotide messenger RNA. RefSeq lists its product as uncharacterized. The record is from RefSeq and is a predicted model, not a curated record. NCBI's taxonomy places the organism in Eukaryota, Fungi, Ascomycota, Leotiomycetes, Thelebolales, Thelebolaceae. Bases 895 to 2454 code for a protein of 519 amino acids. The transcript has 3 exons.